Volvox carteri f. nagariensis is the source of this 1563-nucleotide messenger RNA. RefSeq lists its product as uncharacterized. Gene Ontology annotation, molecular function: amino acid transmembrane transporter activity. The record is from RefSeq and is a predicted model, not a curated record. The transcript has 10 exons. The coding region runs from base 1 to 1563 and encodes 520 amino acids. NCBI's taxonomy places the organism in Eukaryota, Viridiplantae, Chlorophyta, Chlorophyceae, Chlamydomonadales, Volvocaceae. Gene Ontology annotation, biological process: amino acid transmembrane transport.
AUGGGAGAUAAUGCUGAUCCCACCAUAUUGGUCUCUGGCGAUAAUGAUGUUUCGUCAUCGUCAGCCUUUACCAUACACGAACGAAAGCAAACAGACAGGGGCGUGUUUAUCUAUACUUCUUUCCAUGGGGAUGCUGGUCCACCUGCGCCUCCACCUCUUCCGGUUCCGCGGAUUGUUGACAAUACCGGCGAUGCGCCAGCUCAGUCAGGGGCAAGCGCCCUUAAUUCCGUAUUUGUGAUGGCGAACUCCACCGUCGGUGCUGGAGUCCUAUCACUGCCGUUUGCUUUCCAGGAAACAGAGGCCCUAACGCUGUACGUGCUGUCGAAAUUCGCGGAGCGUUAUUCCGCGGUAACCUACGUGGAGCUGGUGCGGAGGGCGCUGGGCCGCAAGCUGGCGGUGCUGCUGAGCGCGGUGCUGGUGGUGGCCAUGUUUGGCGCGUGCGUGGCAUACCUGAUCAUCCUGGCGGACAACCUCACAUCCCUGGCGGCUGCAGCGGGGCUGCCAGUCUGGAUCUCCGAUCGACACAAUGUCGUCGCAGUGCUGGGCUUGGGCGUGCUGCUGCCCCUGUGCUUACCUAGGCAAAUGAGUGCCCUUGCCGCGAUGAGCCGUGUGGCGGUGCUCGGAUUCCUGGUUGGGGCUGCACUGGUGUCUUUCCGAGGACUGCAGGGGCCAGCAAGCAUGGGGUUUCCGUGCAUCAUGUCGAUUCUUCUAGGUACGUCUCCACAGGUAGCUCUUGAGCGGCCCAAGCUGAUGGAGGGCGUCAAGCUGUUCAACAUUGGCUAUCAAACCCUCUUUGCCAUCCCCAUCGUCGUCUUUGGCUUCAACUGCCACGCGAUGGUGGUCACCAUCUUCCACGAGCUUGAGCGCUUUCGCUACAUUCCCCGGCCUAAGACCCGGAAGCUGGUGGGCAUGCUGGGGGUCAUCAUGGCCAGCUCCUGCCUGGUGAUGCUGGUGUACGUGGUCGUUGGGAGCACCGGAUACCUGGCGUUCCCCGGCCAUGUGGACACAAACAUCCUGAAAUCCUUUUCGUAUGGUGACGUGAUGUUGCAGAUUGCGCGCGCCUUCAUCACCGUCAUUGUGCUGGGCUCGUAUCCUCUUACCCACCACCCCGCGCGCGCCGGAUUUGAGCACCUGCCUGUCGGUGUGCCGUUUGUCCUGUCCAUCGCGUUUACUCUGGUUUUCGUGGUGGGCAGCACCGCGGUCGCUGAGGUCGUGUCAGAUCUGGGCUUCGUGCUUAACCUUCUCGGUGGUCUUUGCAUUUCCUUCAUUAUCUUCUUCAUUCCAGGACUGCUCCUCAUCAACGCCGCAAUAGUCAAGCACUCCACCGAGGUCCUGGAGACGCUUGAGGGCCAGGUCGACGACGAAGCUGACGUCACAGAUACGCAAUCCGCCGACCUGAAGCGUCCUCUACUCAUUAGACUACAAUCUGCCAGAGAGAAGGGCAUUAAGAAGGGUAUCACCUAUGCACCUCGGCUGUCGUGGAUGUUUGGUUCCCUACUUGUCGUUCUUGGCAUCCUUAUUGCGGGAGUAACUGUCUCAACUGUGUUACUUGGUAGGAGUUAA